Messenger RNA from Pantherophis guttatus, 615 nucleotides. NCBI's taxonomy places the organism in Eukaryota, Metazoa, Chordata, Lepidosauria, Squamata, Colubridae. The record is from RefSeq and is a predicted model, not a curated record.
AUGUCUCCUGUUCUGGCCAAGCCCUCCGUCUCCAUCUCCCCCACCAAGAUGGACCCGUCUUCCCCCAACACCAUCCUCCUCUGCACCGCGACCGGCUUUUACCCAGUGGAGAUCGAGGUCCAGUGGCUGAAGAAUGGGCGGCCGGAGGAGGAGGGCGUGGCCUUCGGGGAGGAGCUCCAGAACGGAGACUGGACCUACCAGCUCCAGGUGAUGCUGGAGACCCAGCCCCAGAGGGAGGACCUCUAUGCUUGCCAGGUGGGGCAUGCCAGCCUGGAGGCCCCCAUCACCGUCCAGUGGGAGCCCCGUUCCUCCAGCUCUGCCAGGAGCAAACUCUGGACGGGGAUCAUGGGGGCCGUGAUAGGAGUGGCCUUCCUGGCUGUGGGGCUCUUCUCCUACCUGAAGAGCAAGAAAGCAACUCCCAUCCAACCUCCUGCAGGUGAGUUUCUCCUCUUCCUUCCUCAUCUCAUCCUCUCCUACAAGUUAUUGGUGGUUUUAAAAAUUCUUUAAUUUUCUUGGCUUUGAACCCACAGCAGCUUCAUCUAUAUUAUUCUUCCUACGAAUCACUUCCCUUCCCUUUGCUUUGCUAUAAAAGAAUAAACUUCAGAUGUAAGAAAA